CAGAAUACACGAGGAAUUCCUGCAAGGGAAGACAACAUUGAGAUGUGAUGUUACAUGGGUUUAGAGUGGGGCUGAAAUACCUUCCGAGACCUUGUAAUGGGAUAUAGGCGACCCAUUGCAUAUUACCAUACUAUGGAAAUAACCGAAACCGAUAGCAGGCGUGCUCACUCCUCAUCCGAGCCAUCAUGGUAUUUCUAAUCAAUGCCGGCUUUCGAAGCAAAGAGUGUAAGAAGUUGACGACUUCUUGCCGGUAUAUUUCACAACCAUUGAAAAUCGCUCGUUCAAGUUCGUACCCGAAUUUCAGGCGAGAUGAGUUUCUCCGCAGCCAAGGUUGGCAUUUUGUCCAUUGGAGACAUGGGCAUGGGCAUAGCGAGGUUGCUGGUAGCGAAUGGGUUUUCCGUUGCAACAAAUUGCCAAGGUCGAAGCAACGACACCCUCGAACGAGCCAGGAGCGCCAACAUCGACAUUCUCAACUCGGACGUCGCCCUGACAGAUGAGUGCUCCGUCAUUCUUUCGGUGGUACCACCACGGGACGCCAUCGCCACCGCACAAAGAGUGAUAGACGCCCUGGUGGGCACAACGCAGCGGCAGCGAAGCACCCCACUGUACUUCGCCGACUUGAACGCAGUGGCGCCUUCCACGGCAAGGACCAUUGCCUCCUUAUUCGAAAAGCCCAGACUGCCCGUCCGCUUCGUCGAUGGCUGUAUUCUGGGGGGUCCGCCGUCGCCCAAACCUGCCGACCCCGCAGCCGACGGUGCGGAACCAGAGUGGAACAAGCCAAGUAUCCCCACCUCCGGACCGCACAAGCUGUCCGACGUAUCUGAAAUCGGGCAGAAGCUGUUCGCGACUCUCAACAUGAAACACAUUUCGCCGGACAUCAGUGCUGCCAGCGGUCUCAAGAUGUGCUUCGCCAGUACGACAAAAGGGUUUACUUCACUUGCCAUCCAGGCUUUCACCACGGCGGAGAGACUAGGCGUGUUGGAUGAGUUGAAGCAUGAAAUGCAGACCAUGAUUCCCGGGCACUGGAAGAUUGCUCAGGGUGGGGUCAUCGGCAUGGCUCCCAAGGCUUAUCGAUGGGUUCGAGAGAUGGAGGAGAUCGCCUUAACUUUUGAAGAAGAGGGUGGGUUCAGCCAGGAUUCGUUCCAGGGGGCGGCUAAGGUCUUUAAGGCUGUGGAGGAAUCCGAGUUGGGACAGGAGAAGGUUGGGAAGAGGAAGAGAGGGACGACGGUUGAUGACAUGGCGGCCGCACUUUCCGAGGGCAUGGAUAAAAGACGGAAGAAGCGCGACUAAAACUAGAGCGUCAUUGGAGAAUAGAUUGUCUACGGUCUAGCAGAUCAAAAAAUGAUAUGAAUUGAAGAAUAUGGUUAUGACAGUCCAGCACUG
Molecule: messenger RNA, 1383 nt
Organism: Pseudomassariella vexata
Lineage: Eukaryota; Fungi; Ascomycota; Sordariomycetes; Amphisphaeriales; Pseudomassariaceae
Product: 6-phosphogluconate dehydrogenase
Exons: 2
Coding region: 310-1290 (326 amino acids)
Molecular function (GO): oxidoreductase activity, acting on the CH-OH group of donors, NAD or NADP as acceptor
Source: RefSeq, a predicted model, not a curated record